Molecule: messenger RNA, 3160 nt
Organism: Xyrichtys novacula (pearly razorfish)
Lineage: Eukaryota; Metazoa; Chordata; Actinopteri; Labriformes; Labridae
Source: the annotation of a GenBank genome assembly
AGUUCUGUUGGGAGCGCUCAGUGGAUUCACCAGUGAGUCUAACAUUUCAUUCCUCAUCACCACAGGAUUUGUUAUCUAAAGGUGAGUAUAAAUCCAGAUUUGCUGUUUUAGAUGAUUGUUCAAAAUAUAUAUAACAAGUAAGUUAUGAACAAUGAUGUGUUUUUUUUUGUGAAGGUGAGGACUGAGGGAACUGUAUAAGCAAGUGUACCAGUGUUAAGUUUCUAACGGGUAGGGGAGAAACAGCUUUGCCGGUCUAGUGUUCUUAUAUUAUGUAGACUGCACCCAAUUCUGCUAAUGGACCGAGCUGCUGGCAAAGAUUCAAGUGUCCCUUUAUAACUAAUAAUUCUCUUAUCUUCAGUGGCACUAAUAGAGAGGCAGGGGGAGAGAGAGACAGAUGGAAGGAGGGUGUGUUUAACUGUGAGAUCAUGGAGUAAAAUAAAAAAAAGAAGCUGUACAGAAUACAUUUACAAGUUUUUCCUUAUAACAUUUUGUACUACCUUGUUUGGUGUUGUGUAUGUUUUCCGCAGGCAAGCAUGAUAAUGCUGAAAGUUUGGACUCUCCUUCUUGCUUAUGCGCUGAUGGUUUGUCAGAUGUACAUCUCGCAGGCAGCUCCCUCCAGGUAAGAGAUGUAGGAUUAUUCUGAAGAGUGUCAAAACACAGCACUUGUUAAAAUUAUUGACAUUUUACAUCACAUAGAUUCUGUAUAUAGUGAACUAAAGUAAAAGAAUAAGAACCAUUUUAUUUCUGAUCAGAUUUUAAGAGAGAUGUUGCAUCAAUAUUUUAUUAACAUUGCCUUGAAUUCCUAUCACUGUAAAUAUUUGGACUUAGUAAGGAGUUGAUGUCAGAUGGAAUCACACUGUCGGAUGAUGAUGCACAAAAGCUGCUCAGAGCGAUCAAGGAAUUCAUGCAGAUCACCUCUGAUGAGCAGGACCCCCAAACAGCUGAUGGAAACAGGUAUGACUUACAGCUGUUAGAUAAUUAAUUAUAUUACUCAAAUUAACCUAAAGAUGAUGAUGAUGAGUUCAAAGUCCUUGUACCGCAAAGAAUCGUGCUUUCUAUCUAUCUAUCUAUCUAUCUGUCUAUCUGUCUAUCUAUCUAUCUAUCUAUCUAUCUAUCUAUCUAUCUAUCUAUCUACCAUUAGUUGAAAUAUAACUCGCUUAUGUUUAUAAGCCCAACAGCUCUACCAUUUUGCAAAACUAUUAAGGUAUAGACAGUCAAAUUCAUGCAGAUCUACUCUGUCAUAACCCUCUCAUGCAUUGCAUGGAUGGCAGUGACUCAUUCAUUCAUUCAUUCAUCAUCUCACACUCCUUCAAGACAGUACCUUGUCAGAAAAAAACAUUGACAUUGUGUUCAGAAAAAUUAACGUAUCAUAAUAGCAUGAUGACUAAACUGUGAUAUUUUGGUAAAUGGGCUGUAUGCACAUGCCUGUUGAAUCUGUUAGCAUGCGUUGUAAGUGUUUAUUUAUCACAGCCUUCCUGUUUAUGCAUGGUAAUUUAGAGAAACAAUGUGCAUGUAAUUGUUGAUGUUCAUCUGCAUGUCACAGUUACUGCAAGCCUUUUUCUGCAUGUUUGUCUCUGUCUCUAACAGCCGAGAUAGACCCAUGUCUAAACGCUGCACCAGCUUGAGCACUUGUGUGUUGGGCAAACUUUCCCAGGAUAUUCACAAACUACAAACCUUUCCCCGCACCGACGUGGGAGCAGGGACGCCUGGGAAGAAGCGAAGUCUAUCUGGGCAAUAUGAAAACUUCAGCAACCUUCUUAACUGAAACCCUGAAUUUUUAAUUUUUUUGUAUCUGUUUUUCUUAAACCUUUGCUCGUCCAUUUAGCUUUAUUCUUUUAAGAGACUGCUUUUGCAUGUGAAUCCUGUGCUUUUUUUUUCCACCAGUGGACAUUAGAGAUAUGACAGAGACCUCAAAACUAUGGAUCAGCCAAAAGAGCUGUUUUUGCAAAUUUCUAAAAUACAAUAAAAUGUAGCGACAACUAAAAUCUCCCUAAUGUUAAAUUGUUUUAUGACUAUGUGCCUUUUAAAAGUCAUUACACUUUAAUGCAGUCAAGAUUGAUAACAGACAAAAACCAAUGAAUAAACAAAUGGAGAAAAGGGUAAGUAUAGUCACAUCUGCACCUCAUUCACAGUUAUAAAGGUAUAUUCUUCUACUUAUUGCUGUUAUGUUUGGGAUGUUGUUAAAAUCUGAUGUCUGAUUUGAACCUUGGGGUUUAUAAAAAUGUGUUUAUCCUUUUUCUUCUUACAAGUAAUGCCACAGCACAGAAGAGGGCGUGCAACACCGCCACAUGUGUAACUCACCGCUUGGCUGACUUCUUGAGUCGGUCAGGAGGGCUGGGACAUGCAAACUUUGUUCCCACCAAUGUGGGCGCCCAGGCGUUUGGCAGACGAAAGAGGCAUGGACCUUUGUGAGCACAAGACUGAUGCAAGGUAUAUUAGUACUGGGAAAACAUGCACAAUCACAAAAUCAAUGUUUUUUUUUUCUACAACUUUGUCUAUAGAGUGUACAUUGUGAAGAAAACGGUGAAAUAUCUGUUGUUUGGUGAACCUUGAAAGUAAAACCUGUUGGAACCUGGUCGGCAGGUACAAAAAGGAAGCACUACUGACUCCACUGACUCUUCUCUUUGGCUCCCUAGGACCAAGUGCCUCCUUCAAGUGACAAACAGCAUCCUCCUCCUCAUCAUUAUCAUCAUCUGGCUCCAUUCCCUUGGAAACAAUCGCAUAUAUUCCUCACAAACAUGGGCUAACAUCUUGCUUUGAGACGAUGACCUGAAAAUUGUCAGUAUUCAAAUGUUAGUCUGUGCUUUGAUAAAGAGUAUAGCUAGCGUUGGUAUAUUUGUCAUCCUGGAAAUGUAGUUGAGAAAGAUAGUUUCUUUUGCUCAGAGAUUCAAGUAUAGAUAAAUAUAGAUAGCUUUCUUUGUGUUGGUCUGAGCCUCAGCUGUACUACUGGCCUCUGUCUGUAGCGCAGUGCGUGGAACCGGAUGUCUUUUGCCGUCCAACAAAACCUUCAACAACUGUGGCUGAUUUGUUCAUUGCUGUAAAACAUGAUAUUACAUUCCAUUGUGGUGCAAAAUGCAACUGUGAAAAAUGUGCAAGGUUCUUAAUAUUGUAAUAAUUGUGAACUGAAAGCAGAAUAAAGUGUAUUUUAGAUACAUCAGGC